Gymnodraco acuticeps is the source of this 1894-nucleotide messenger RNA. Its product is annotated as C-type lectin domain family 10 member A-like. Bases 504 to 1427 code for a protein of 307 amino acids. Lineage: Eukaryota; Metazoa; Chordata; Actinopteri; Perciformes; Bathydraconidae. The transcript is spliced from 8 exons. The record is from RefSeq and is a predicted model, not a curated record.
AGGUGCGGGUUUAAAUACUGGCAGAAGCUAAUGGGUGCAGAAGAGAAAGAGAGUGAGCUAACGAGUGGGUGUGGAAAACAGGUGAGACAGGUGAAUGGAAAACUACUAGUGAAUGAUGGAGCAGACUAUGACAAAAUCAAUAUUUAGUCUCCAGCAGAGUUCCAGAGAAGGCCAGGAAGAGGCAUUGAGAGCAUUUUGGUGACUAAACAUACGUUUUUUGGGGCCUAGAAAUCCAUGGAGAUCCAAAUUGCACAUUGCAGUUAAUAUGAUUAUUUAUGAGGAAAUCCAAUAUGUUGGAUGUGUGACUCGGUGAAAGGGCCGCACGUUCUCAAGUUCCGGUUGAAACUAUUUGGGAAGUAUCAACAUGACAUGAGAACAGGAGAUUAAAAAGAUGCCAUCUCCACCUCGAAGCAGAAGUCGACUGAACCGUCACAUCAGAGAGACGCUCUCAUCAGGACUGCAGCAGGACUUUGUUCAGAACCAAAGGAAACAUAAUCGAGGAUAUGGAGGAAAUCACAGGAGAAGCUGACUAUGUGAAUGCACCAGAAGGCCCUGCGGAUAAAAAGGCACCGCGUCCAGACGACACCAAAAAAGGAUCUGCCCCAGAAGGCACCGUGGAUACAAAGGCAUCCCCUCCAGGCUUGAGGUUUGUUCUUCCGAUAGCAGUGUGUUGGAUCAUACUGUUAGCCAUCAUGGGUCUCCGUAUCUACUUUACCUCUGAACUUUCUGAAGACAACGCCAAGCAGACUGCAGAAAUCCUGAACCUGACAUCACGAAUCCAGGAGCUGGAGACACGGAAGAAUCUCACGGUCCAGUAUGACAACCUGACACAAGCCUAUACUGUCUUAGAAAGCAACAACACAAACCUGUCUGCAGAAGUCCAGGAGCUGAGCAAACUAAACCAGCAGCUGGAGACAUGGAAGAACAACUUGAUCCGGCAAAUACAAGACAUGGAGACAACCUGGAAUGAGCUCAACAUCAGUCGAGCUCAGUGGAGCAUCAAUUCCUACUGCUUAGGAAACACCGAUAAAAAGUGUCAACCUUGUCAGAAGGGCUGGGAUCUCACUGAGCCCAGCUGCUAUGCGAGCAGUUACCUUCCUUAUCCUGGUUGGAUAACCUGGGAAGAAGCUCAAGAAGACUGCAGAGGAAAUAAUUCAGAUCUGGCUGUUGCACAUGAUUCAGAGGAAAAGGAAGCAAUCAAUACUAACAGCUUUGGAUUGAAUGGAUACUGGAUUGGUCUGAGAGUUGAAGAUGGGAAAUGGAAGUGGGUGGAUGGAAGUGAUCUGACUAAUAGCUCCUGGAUACCAGCUCCUGUUGACGGUCACUGUGCAUUGCUUUACACGGGCAGAGACAUAUGGUCAUCAGUGAGCUGUGAUAAACCACAACAAUGGAUCUGCCAGCAGAAGGCUUUAUCUCUCUCUGUGUAAACACUGCAGUCAUACAAAGAAGGUCACUGCUAACUCUGAUUGAAGAACAUGAAAUACAUUUACAGGCCUAUAAAUGUAAAACUAUGGAUUAUCGUACUUAAAUACAAAUUCCAAACAUUUAAAGAGAUGUUACCUUGUCAAACGAAAAAGGAAAGAAAUAACAUUAAUUACAUAAACUUUGCAUAAACUCAAUACACACAAUAAUAUAAUGUGGAUUAUUUAAAAAUCAAUGUAACUUUUAGUUUGAAUUUCUAAAGGUCUUGCAAAAUAAAUGCAAUUUUUUUUUUUUAUUUCCUUAACAUAUUUAUGUUGUUAUCAGUCUGGAUGGUUAAACUUGUUUGUGUUAGAGAUGCAAUGCUUAAACUCUGCAGAUUAGUGCAAGGACUCUGCUAUUGUAUUUGAUUGCUUCUACCGGCCAACAGAGGGCGCUGCAUCACUUGUUCUCAAUACAAUGUUCCAGAGUCUGU